CUGAUGUUUGUUUUAUGAUGGAUACUCAUUGAUACCGCUAAUAAUCAAAUUAGCUUGUUGAUUCAGUCCAGUUCAGUCGAUUCAUUUGUCGGCCUGUGUGACCUUUUAUUUUUCGAUACAUUGCUACAUAUUAAAGAUUGUUAACAAUGCCAGCCUACAAGUUAACUUAUUUCCCUGUGAAGGCUCUUGCUGAACCUUUACGUAUGCUAAUUUCUUAUGGAGGAGAAGAUUUUGAAGAUUACCGAUUCAAUCGUGAAGAUUGGCCUUCAAUCAAACCAACUAUGCCUUUUGGUCAAGUGCCAGUUCUUGAAUGGGAUGGCCGUAAAAUGAACCAAAGUGUUGCCUUGUGUCGUUACCUAGGAAAGAAAUACAAUCUUGCAGGAAGUACUGAUCUUGAGAAUCUUGAAAUUGAUGCUAUUGUGGACACAGUUCAUGAUUUUAGAGCAAAGCUAGCUGCAGCACAUUACGAAGCAGAUGAGGCAGUAAAAGAAAAAAAAUACCAGCAAGUUUUAGCAGAUGUUAUUCCUUAUUAUUUGGACAAAUUAGAUGCUGUUGCUAAAUCCAAUGAUGGCCAUCUAGCUUUGAAAAAGUUAACAUGGGCUGAUUUUGCUUGGGCUGGAAUGAUCGAUUAUAUGAGUGCCAUGGCCAGGCUGGACUUACUAGCAAAACAUCCAAAUCUCAAAGCAGUUGUAGAUAAUGUACUCGUUCUACCAAAAGUUAAGGAAUGGGUGGCCAAACGUCCUGUUACUGAAUAUUAAAUAUAUUCUUGUUAAAUUGUAAACUGUUGCCUUAUAUGAAUUUUUUCAUUACCUUGUGAUAUUGCCGUACUAUUUUCCAAAU
Ctenocephalides felis (cat flea) is the source of this 840-nucleotide messenger RNA. RefSeq names its product glutathione S-transferase-like. The record is from RefSeq and is a predicted model, not a curated record. The transcript is spliced from 5 exons. The coding region runs from base 147 to 758 and encodes 203 amino acids. Gene Ontology annotation, biological process: glutathione metabolic process. NCBI's taxonomy places the organism in Eukaryota, Metazoa, Arthropoda, Insecta, Siphonaptera, Pulicidae. Gene Ontology annotation, molecular function: glutathione transferase activity.